GGCCGAACAUGGCCGAUGACGUGCGCACGUGCGUGUCCUCCUGCACUGCCUGCCAGAUUAUGAAAUCGUCGCAUCAGCGAGCAGCCGGACUACUACAGCCGUUGGAUCCGCCCGAGCGACCCUGGCAACAUGUCACGAUGGACUACGUGACAGGACUACCAGCCGGUCCCAGCGGAAACGACGCCAUCCUCGUGGUCGUUGACCGACUCAUGAAAAUGGCGCACUUCAUUGCCUGCCAACAGAUCAUCACUGCCGAACAAACCGCGCAACUGUUCCUCACGAACGUCAUCCGACUGCACGGACUGCCCUCCGCCAUCAUUUCAGACCGAGACCCGAAAUUCACAUCGAAUUUCUGGCGCCACCUGUGGGACCAAUUCGGCACCAAACUCCAAUUUUCAUCCGCCUACCACCCACAGACCGACGGGCAGACCGAACGCGUCAACCAGACCAUGGAGCAACUGAUUCGCACUACCUGUACUGAACCAUCGACAUGGGAGAAAUCCCUUCCGCUACUAGAAUUCACGUAUAAUAACGCGACCUCCGCCACAACCAACCAGUCCCCAUUCUUCCUCAACUACGGACAGGACCCAGCACAUAAGCAUGCCAUAACCCAGUGACAAGCUCCAUGGCUCCUACCAACGCGGGGGCUGAAUCUACUUUCCGAGGGAGUGCGCGAAGGCUUUAGGACUCCCAUCCGCCUCGAAACGGACCACUGUUCCGCCUCGCGACCAUCUCCCCUCCGCCACGCCGCGAUUCUCCCUGCCACCCCGAUGCAUAUCUCCUUCCGCCACGGCGCGUAUCUCACUUCCGCCAUGGCGCGUAUCUCCCUUCCGCCACAUCUCGCGUAUCUCCCUUCCGCCACGGCGCCAUUUCCCAACCUCCGGGCCGCCCAUCACCCUUCCGCCCUGGCACCCGCCUCAGUGCCACCCCUCCGCAUUUCUCCUAUCCGCCUCCACGCAUUUCAACCAUCCGCCUCGCCGCCCGUAUCCCUUCCGCCACGACGCCUUUCCAACUUCCGCCGUGACACGAUACUCCCUCCCGACUCGCCGCGACUAUCCCAACCGCCUCCCCAUGACGCUCAACCUUCCGCCUCGACGUCCUUCUCCCUUCCGCCUUGACGCCCCCCUCCCGCCCGCCACGACUCGUUUCUCCAGUCCGACGCGACGAGUUUCUCCCAUCCGCCUACACGCGAUUCUCCCUGCCGUACCUCCGCGUUUCCACCAUCCGCCUCACCGCCCUACUCCCUCCCGCCUCGCCGCCCUACUCCCUUCCGCCCCGCCGCCUCACUCCCUUCCUCCUCGACGCCCUACUCCCUUCCGCCGCGACGCCCUACUCCCUGCCGCCUCGACGCCCUACUCCCUUCCCCCUCGCUACCCUACUCGCUUCCGCCUCGACGCCCUACUCCCUUCCGCCUCAACGCCUUGUUUAGGUGCCCCUCAACACCGUCGACCUCAGGCCCGACGCACGUCACCCUUCUCAUCGUCGCCGCGCCCCACAAUUCCGCAACAGGACGAUAAACAAAGGGGGAGCAUCGCCGUCCGCCCUGACCCGCGCCGGCCGACUUCCAUCCCCACGACGCGUCCAAGCUGCCCCGCUCCCACGCUCCUCCAUCUCCACCCAUCCCGUCCUAUCUCCUCUCAUCUCCUCCCAUCCCGUCCCAUUCCCACCCAGCUCCUCCCAUCCCGGCCCAUCCCCACUCAGCUCCUCCCAUCCCGUCACAUCCCCACCCAGCUCCUCCCAUCCCGUCCCAUCCCCACUCAGCUCCUCCCAUCCCGUCCCAUCCCCACUCAGCUCCUCCCAUGCCGUCCCAUCCCUGCCCAGCUCCUCCCAUGCCGUCCCAUCCCCACUCAGCUCCUCCCAUCCCGUCCCAUCCCCGCCCAGCUCCUCCCAUCCCGUCCCAUCCCCACUCAGCUCCUCCCAUCCCGUCCCAUCCCCACUCAGCUCCUCCCAUGCCGUCCCAUCCCUGCCCAGCUCCUCCCAUGCCGUCCCAUCCCCACUCAGCUCCUCCCAUCCCGUCCCAUCCCCGCCCAGCUCCUCCCAUCCCGUCCCAUCCCCACUCAGCUCCUCCCAUCCCGUCCCAUCCCCACUCAGCUCCUCCCAUCCCGCACCAUCCCCACUCAUCUGCUGAAACAUCCCGUCCAUUCUCCCGCCAUCUCCACCCACCUCCACCCAUCUCCUCCUCCUAUCCCAUCCUAUCUCCUCCCUCCUCCUCCCAACCCGUCCUAUCCCCGUGCAUCUCGGCCCAUCUGUCCCAUCUUCGCCCGUAACUCAGGCGCUGCUCAAGUGCCGGCAUGGAAAACAGGAACGGGUCAAGGGUGCCAGUGGUUGGGGCCGUUUGUCAACAAGUGAGGCACCUAGGGAUAAAUAGCAGCCUGAGAGAUACAGUCACAGGAACUUAGAUAGCCAUAGGAAAAGAGAGAGAGAACCUCCAUCUGAUACACAGAUAGCUACAUAAUACUGUGUAGGGCCAUGCCCUUCUGAUGCCAGGGGUUUGGAUUGUAAUGUAUAAGGACAAGCAUCAAUAUUGAUCA
Closterium sp. NIES-67 is the source of this 2531-nucleotide messenger RNA. NCBI's taxonomy places the organism in Eukaryota, Viridiplantae, Streptophyta, Zygnematophyceae, Desmidiales, Closteriaceae. The record is from the annotation of a GenBank genome assembly.